Molecule: messenger RNA, 588 nt
Organism: Opisthorchis viverrini
Lineage: Eukaryota; Metazoa; Platyhelminthes; Trematoda; Opisthorchiida; Opisthorchiidae
Exons: 3
Coding region: 1-588 (195 amino acids)
Molecular function (GO): protein dimerization activity
Source: RefSeq, a predicted model, not a curated record
AUGGUCACGACUGUCAACGACCUGCGGUCAGCUUACACGUGUUCGGUCCCCUCAUGUGUCGGCGUUCCAUCCCGUCAAUAUGUCAGGCAAGAUUUACGGACAGACGUGUCACUUGUUCGUAUCCCUGGAGUUUUUGCUACUACCAUGUCAACCGUUACCUCACCUAGCGCCGAUGGACACUCGAGACCACGCAGGGGUAGACGAUCCUUGGUUCCUCCAGAGCUGCGGGCGCAGACUCGCCGGCUGAAGAAGCAGAAUUUGGAACGCCGCCGCCGUGCUUGCAUCUCGGACAAAAUGAAUGCGCUGCAUGCUUUGGCACUGGACCUUAUUGGACUAAAAAACUCCGAUCGCGACUUCAACAAAUCGGCUCUUCGUGGCAAUCUCCGUCCGUAUCCACAAGCCUGUCCUUGGAUGAGACUACCCAAAGCAGCGCCACUACCACUGAGUCGAUGGGCAUACUAUCAGACGAUGAUAGUGCACCAUAUCUCAGAUCAACCAAGUCCAUUCGACGUAACAUUAUUCCAUUCGACCAGUCUCCCAGCGAAACACAUGGAGCCUACUUCAAAUUCCCUAUGGCACACCAAUUAA